AUUCAAGCGUACAGCCAAUGUUAUUGUGUAACGUAAUCAGCAGACGACGGACCCCGAGCCGAUCUGGAAGCCGAGCCGAUAUGGUACUUACACCGGCAGCACCUGUGAGACGAGUCAGACGACUGCCUUGAUGUUGUCGGAAAAGUGAAGCCGAAAUGCCCAGUGAAAAGAGGAGGAUUCAGGAGAGAGAGAGACAACUGAAGGAGGCAGCAAAGAGGAGCACCUCACUACAGGGUUGGCUACGAAAAAACCAAACAGCAGAUGAGGAGCAGCCACAAGACUCCAGACACUCUGAAAAUGUGGACCAGGAGGAGGCACAUAGGGCAGAUGAUGAGCCCAGUGCAUCAACUGCGUUCAGAGAGCCAGAGCCAGAGCCAAUCCCAGAUGAGAUCAGGACAGACUGGGAAAGGAGAGAUGAGCAAGAGGAUGAGCAGAGGGAGAGGAGAACAUCAGCAAGGGAGGAUAUUGAGAUGAAGAAUGGGGCAGAAUCCACAGAUUUCGAUUUUUUGCUGAGGUUGGCUAAUCCCACAGAUCCAGCUCAUGUACAGAGCAGCAAUUUAAAAUACAAUCAGACCUUCAUUACAUUUUCUAAUUCGGUCGGACCUUGCCGUCCUAGGGUAAAUUUCCCUAAAAAUUCAGAUGGGCACUCUUUUCAAGCCCAAUGGUAUAACGAUGACCCCUGGCUGGAAUAUUCUCCACUGCAUGAUGCCAUGCAUUGCUUUAGCUGCAGGAAUUUUAUGAAUGAGGAAAGGUUUCAAAGCAGGACAGGAUGGAAGUCUGUAGGGAUAAACUUGUGGAGGCAGGCCAAAGUGAAGAUCAAGGAGCACCGCAGCAGUGAAUUGCAUAUGCUAAGCAUGAUUAGGUGGAAUGCCUUUAAAAAAGAUACACUGCAGAAGGCUUUUGCAGUAGCUGAUUCUCAGAUGGAAGCAGCCAAAGAAAGAGAGAGGCAGAAAAACAGAGCGAUUAUGUUCCGUUUAAUGGACAUCACAUUAUUUCUGGCAAAACAAGCUUUGGCCUUUAGGGGUAAUGAAGAAGGCUUGUCAAGUUCAAACAGAGGAAAUUUUCUGAACCUGGUGGAUUUGCUUGGCCAAUAUGACAGCGUACUCGGGCUUCAUCUUGACGUAGUCAAGGAAAAACAAACAUCAAACCAAAGGUGCCAGGUCUCUCUCCUGUCCAAUAGGACACAAAAUGACCUCAUAAAAGCACUUAGUGUUUAUGUGAAACGAAUCAUACAGAAGGAAGUGACAGAAGCAUCACAAUUUUCUAUUUUGCUCGACGAGACCACUGAUGUGUCACAUAUUGAGCAGGUGUCCUUUGUUGUGCGAUAUGUCCACAACAUGACUAUAAAGGAACGCUUUGUCCAACUAUGUGAUGUGGCAUCAACAACGGGAGAGGCACUGGAGAAUGUAGUGAUGAAGCUACUUGAGCAAAACAACUUAAACAUUCAAGAUGUCUGUGGACAGGGAUAUGACGGAGCAGCCAAUAUGAGUGGACGCUACAAUGGGCUACAGUCCCGGAUUCAGAAACAAAAUGAGAGAGCAUUGUAUGUGCACUGCCAUGCACAUUGUUUAAAUCUCAUUUUAGUUGAGAGUGCAAAAUCCAACAAGCACUUUGUGGAUUUCUUCACAGUCGUUGAGAGGUUGUACACAUUCAUUGCCAACUCUACAAAGCGCCAUGCUGCAUUUGUGGCUACUCAAAAAGCCAUGAAUCCAGACCAACGUGUCCUUGAACUACAGAGGCUUUCAGACACCCGGUGGAGCUGGAGGGAAGAUGCUUUAAAGACAAUUAGGAAGGUCCUCCCUGCUGCCCUACAGUACUUGAGAGAUCUGAGAGAGUGUGACCCCCCCGAUCUGGCUGCAGGAGAGGCUAAAAUGUUGUUGAGCAGCAUAGAUUUUGAAUUUUUGCUCUGUCUUGAAAUAGCAAUGCCAGUGUUCAUGGAGACAUCAGUUGCCUCAAAAGUACUCCAGCAGGAUGACCUGGACUUGGCUGCUGCUUACUCUGUGUUAGAUGGUGUCCUGAAGCGAGUAGUGGAACUGAGGAGAGACAGCCAAUUCUCACAAAUAUACAACACUGCCACAACAAUUGCAGAGGAAAAUGACAUAAACAUUCCGACAAAGAUUCCAGGUAGACGAAGAAAAGUCCCUGCAAAGCUGAAAUACACUUCCCAAUCAGCAAGAGAAGAUGAUGAAGUCCAGACCUUGGAGGAAUAUUACAGGGGAAGGACAUACGAUACCUUCCUGGACAGACUGAGACAGGAACUUGAGAGAAGAUUUUACGGGGAAGGGAAGACUCGGGACAUUGUGAUGUCACUGCAGAGACUCAUUGACCCAGAGCAGUGGAAGGAUAUCGACCAAGGUCUUGAUACAGCACAUUCACAAUGUGAAUUUUAUGGACUUCAGGGGGAAGACACCAACCUUCAAACAGAGUUGAGAGUCUUCCAUGCAUCGUACAAGUGUCCCAAGAGGACAGUCAAGUCUACGCUUGAAAUAUUCAAGGAACACGAUGCUCACAUCAUAUUCCCCACACUGUUCAAACUCAUUAAAAUAUAUGCCACUCUACCUGUCUCCACUGCAACGGUAGAACGUUCUUUCUCCAAGCUGAAGCUGGUAAAAACAAGGCUCCGAAAUCAGUGUGGUCAAGAGCGGCUGUCUGACCUCCUCCUGCUGUCCAUAGAGAAGGACAUACCAAUCAAUAAAGAAGAGGUUCUGAAGAUUUUUAUUGAAAUGGCCCCUACUAGGCGGCUUCUCCUUUGAAGCUUUGCAUUUUUAAUAGGUCAAUUUGGAGAAAGUUAUCAGUGACUUGAUAGGAUGUUGUUUAAUUAUGUUUGUGUUCAUGUUAUGUUCUUCUUCUUCCAGUCAUGUUUUUCUGCAUUGUCGUUAGUAGUAGUUAUUUCAGUGUUUUACUUAUUUGUAUGAAUAUAUUAAUAAAGACCCUGUUAUUCUCAGUCCUUCAUAUGGGUGCCCUUUUUUCAGGUCAGAGCAACUGCCCCUCAAAAUUCCUGUGCACGUCCCUGGUCCGUAGGGUCAUGAUACAAGGCCGUUCAUGCAGUCUAGCUCUGCUGACCAUUGAGAGGACAAUGGCACAGACACUACAACAGACAGAUGGUAUGACAGGGUCACAGAGCAUUUCCUUGAAAAGGAACAGAGAGCAGAAUUUACAUAUAAAUAAUUUGCAAUUUAUAUGAUGCAGGCCGAAAAUGUGCUUCCCCUCUUUGAAAGAACAGCAGGUGCCACUGGUAUGAAUCAGCCUCUCAUCCACAAUGCGUGACUGCGUGGCCUUUGACUUUAAUGAUAUAUUGUGCAAAAAUACAUUUCAAAGUAAUAUAAAAUGUAUUUCUAAGAUCUAAAUUAAUAAAAUUACUAUUUACAAUUGCAAUUUGAUUUGAGGCGUCGAUAUGGUUUUGAGGAAUGUGUUUGCAUGUGUUUGUGCAAACACAUCCUCUCUGGGUGAGUCACCAUAGAAGUUAGAACGUAUCCAGUCCCCAUAGUUGAGGUUAGAGCUUGAACCAUCAGUCACCAUGGGGGUGACAGGCUUGUGGUCCCUGCUGGAGGGAAACAGCCAGAUUUACAAGGACUACCACCUCAGGGACAGCAAGCUAGUGGUGGACGGCAGUAACCUGGCCUACCAUCUCUACUUCAGGAACUUCCUGGACCUGAGCCACGGUGGGGAGUGCCUGGCCUUCCAGGCUCUGGUUCAGGAUUUCUACACGAUUCUGCACAACUGUGGGAUCAAACCUUACGUGGUGAUGGAUGGAGGCUCGAGCAAAAGCGACAAUAAAUUGAAAAAUAUCCUGGAAAGGAACAGAGAAUUUCUGCGGAGGGUCCAGUGCGCCGCUCUGAAGGGCAGGAGGGAGGACAUCCUUCCCCCCUUUACCCUGUCAGUGUUCGAACAGACGCUGAACGGCAUGGAGGUGCCGCUGGUCAGGUGCUUAGGGAUAAUAAAUGGAGAAGAGAGGUAAUUAAAGAUGGACAUCAGGCGGCCAGCAUUGGCCUAGUCAGCGCCAAACCAAAAAAUGGGCAGGGCUAGGGCUAGGCUAAACCGAGACACUCACAAACAUGACAAAAUCUUAAUUAGGGUUAGGGAUAAAUACCCCCAUAUUGUCAACUACUAUCUUUCAUGUUCUAUCAACACAGUUCAUUCCAACUCCUCACUUUAACUGAUGAUAUGAAAACAGAUUCAGGGAUAAGAGACAGCAGCCCUUCAAAGGAGAAACAAACCCCCUGAACAAAUCUUCGAACAAGGCUUUGAGUUUUUUCAUUAAGGGAAAGGCUGCUGGCUUCCCUGCAAGACAGACAUUAGAACCAGACUAGCUGGCUCCCUAAACACCCAUUUAAUUCUGUUUUAAUAAGCAGAGGACAGGUGUGUCCUGUCAACGUUCAAUCAGCAGGGCAUCAGGUAGCACUGUCAGACAAUGACAAUAGCGGUGUUUAACCAAUAGAGGGAGCCAUCGAAUACAAAGCAAUCUAAAAACAUGUGGUUUGUUCCCACUUCCCAGGCAAACCACGCAGGUGUGUCUGGAGACGCUGGGCGUGGAGGAAGAGACGCUGGAGGGAGUUCCGGCUCACCUGCGCCUCCCAGUGGCUGUGACCCGCUACUGGCUGAGGAGGGCCAGCCCUGAGCCGACGCUCCUCAAAGCUCUGCUG
Molecule: messenger RNA, 4643 nt
Organism: Gadus morhua (Atlantic cod)
Lineage: Eukaryota; Metazoa; Chordata; Actinopteri; Gadiformes; Gadidae
Product: zinc finger MYM-type protein 1-like
Exons: 5
Coding region: 156-2753 (865 amino acids)
Molecular function (GO): protein dimerization activity
Source: RefSeq, a predicted model, not a curated record